Messenger RNA from Macrosteles quadrilineatus (aster leafhopper), 3488 nucleotides. RefSeq lists its product as uncharacterized. Gene Ontology annotation, cellular component: nucleolus. The record is from RefSeq and is a predicted model, not a curated record. Gene Ontology annotation, molecular function: rRNA (cytosine-C5-)-methyltransferase activity; RNA binding. The transcript has 12 exons. Gene Ontology annotation, biological process: rRNA base methylation; maturation of LSU-rRNA. NCBI's taxonomy places the organism in Eukaryota, Metazoa, Arthropoda, Insecta, Hemiptera, Cicadellidae. The coding region runs from base 288 to 3347 and encodes 1019 amino acids.
ACAAAGCAUGUGUUUAUACAUAACCUCAAUCUUUAUCGUGAUUAAAUUUUGAUCCAUCGGACUAGGACUCUUUGAUUUAUUAUUAAUUAAAUACAUUCCAGUUUGUGGUCGUAUUAAAUUUUAUAGGCUUUAAGUUAAUAUUCUUAUUAUGGCUAUUUGAUUUUGGUUUUGUAGUUGCAGUUGAAAGAAUAUACCUACUACAUAAGUUAGGCUUACUUUCGUAAAUAGUUUGUAGUCCCUGAACUAGCAAGGCCUAGGCCUAUUUACUGUUGACCGCGGAGUCCGUCAUGGGAAGGAAAGCUAAAUUUACUGAUGAACAGAAGCCCAAAAAAGGAAAAGGAAGGAAGGCAAAGAAACAAAAGGAUCCAGUUUUCCCGGCUAGUUUAACUGAAGGUGUCUCUAAAACUUUGAGCCAUCGUCAAAAGCAGAGAGCUGCAAAACGAGCUAUUAAAACUACUUUGAAACAAGAGAAAAAAGCAAAGAAAAAAGAAAACCGCUUAGAAACAUCUUUGAAUGGCGCUAAAUCAUCCCUUAACUCUCCACAAGAUUCUAGUUUUAAGGAGAAGCAGAGUGACAAGUUGACAAAUAAAAAUUCAUCCAGUGCAGUUGAUCUUGUAUCAAAACAGAAAUUAAAUGGUAAACAGAAUAAUACAACUCCCAAAUUCAAGAAAAAUGAACCAGACUCCAGCUCUAUUUCUGGUAACUUCAUCAAGUCAGAAUCAAAAACGCCCAAUCGCAAAAGUAUUACGGGUAACCAAUUUGUUGUUACUCCAUCACAUCUGGAAAAUGUAAAGGACUCUAAAAAAAGUUUGGCCAAGGGUUUGAAGAGAAAAUUGGACAAUGAAGAUUCUGCUGAAACAGAAAAAAAAUCUACUGUUGAAAGUAAAACCUCUCAUCAAAACAAAAAACCGUUUGAAUCAAAUAAGAAAACAAAUUCUAAAGUAAAUAAUUUUCAAAAGAAGGGUUCUAAAGAAAUAAUUCAUGAAAAGAAACUGGAUUCAAAUAUCAAAAAUAAAUUAAAUGGUACAAAUAACAAAUCUGAAGUGAAAAACGUUCAGGUAGGCCUUACUAACGGCUCCCUGAAAGGAAAAAAUAAAAAAAUAAAGGCUGGAUUUACUGAUGAUAACAGUAGUUGGUUGAAACCAAAAAAGAAGAAGGUUGACAAAAGUUUAGAAGACAACGAGGAAGAGAUUGAAGAUAAUGAAUUAGAGAGUGACGAAGCUAGUGAUGCUAGUAUGAGUGAAGAAGAUGAAAUAGAUGAUUAUGGUGAAGGGGAAUCAAGUGAUGAUUCUGAAGAAGAUGACAGUGAAGAGGAAGAACAAGUCCAAAGUAAAAACAAAAAGGAGAUCCAAAAAAAAGCAAAACCAAACAAGGAACAAGUGGAUAAAGAUGACGAAACCACAGAAUCUGAAGAUUCAGAAGAUGGGGAUGAAGAAAGCGAUGAAGAUGAUGAUGAAGAUGAUGAAGAAGAUUCAGAAGAUGAAGAUCUGCUACCUGUCGAAAAAGCUGCUAAAAAGCUAAAGAAAAAGAAAGCAAAGGAGGAAAAGCAGGCAGAAGAGGAGCUACAACUGAACGUUGCUAACCGUGAAGUGUUUGCGUUUCCCAAGGAGGGAGAGAGAGAGAAAACAUCGUUGCCUGAGGUUGAACAGCGAAUCAAGGAUGUCCUGCUAGUUCUCUCCAACUUCAACAAGUUCAGAGAGAAAGACAGAUCUCGCCAGGACUACCUAGAGUUGCUGCGGGAAGACCUUUGUCAGUAUUUCAGCUACAACGAGUAUCUCAUGGAGAUGUUCAUGAAGUUGUUUCCUCUCACGGAGUUGAUGGACUUCCUAGAGGCUAGUGAGAGUCAGCGACCACUUACAAUACGGACCAACAGCCUCAAGACUCGGAGAAGAGAUCUGGCUCAGGCUCUGAUUGCCAGGGGAGUCAACCUGGACCCGGUUGGCAAGUGGUCCAAGGUUGGACUGGUCAUAUACAAUGCUACUGUUCCCAUAGGAGCAACCCCAGAGUAUCUGGCAGGGCAUUACAUACUACAGGGAGCGUCUAGUAUGCUGCCUGUCAUGGCCCUGGCACCACAAGAGAAUGAGAAGAUACUGGAUAUGUGUGCUGCUCCUGGCGGGAAAGCCUCUCACAUAGCUGCUGUCAUGAAGAACACAGGUAUGUUGUUUGCAAACGAUGUGAACAAAGAUCGAGGGAAGGCAGUUGUCGGAAACUUUCACCGUCUUGGGAUCAUCAACACUGUCAUCUGCAGUUAUGAUGCACGGAAAUUCUCAACUGUAAUGAAAGGGUUUGACCGGGUGCUGCUGGAUGCACCCUGCUCCGGGACGGGAGUGAUAUCCAAGGACCCGGGAGUGAAGACGUCCAAAGAUCCGCAGGAUGUGCAGAGGUGUUUCACACUACAGCGGCAGUUACUGCUAGAGGCUAUAGACUGCACCAACGCAAGGUCCUCCACAGGAGGAUACAUUGUGUACUCCACGUGCUCUGUGCUGCCAGAAGAAAAUGAAGCUGUAGUAGAUUAUGCGCUGAAAAAACGAGAUGUGAAAGUUGUUGAAACUGGACUGGGCUUUGGCAAUGAAGGGUUUACCAACUACAGGCAUUGCAGAUUUCAUCCAUCUCUAAAACUGGCCCGUCGCUACUACCCUCACACGCACAACAUGGAUGGCUUCUUUGUUUGUAAAUUGAAAAAGUUUUCAAAUAUUAUAAAGAAAACAGAAAAUGAAGAUACUGAAGAUGAGGAGGAGGAAAAGGAGGACGAACAUGUAGAAAAUGAGGAGGAAGAGGAGGAAAACAAGGAAGUUGAGGUAAAACAAAAAGAAAAGAAGAAAGGUAAGGAAAAAAUAUUAGAGAUUAAGAAAGGCAUAGAAAAACAAGAAGAAAUUACAAGAAGUAAGAAAAAGCAGGAAGUAACAAAGAAAGAUAAUGUAAAGCAGGAAGUAACAAAGAAAGAUAAAGUAAAGCAGGAAGUAACUAAGAAAGAGAAAGUAAAGCAGGAAGUAACAAAGAAAGAUAAAGUAAAGCAGGAAGUAACUAAGAAAGAGAAAGUAAAGCAGGAAGUAACAAAGAAAGAUAAAGUAAAAGAGGAAGUAAUUAAGAAAGAAAAAGUAAAGCAGGAAGAAACUAUGAAGUGUAAGGUAAAUCAGGAAGAGAAGACAAAAGGUAAGGCUAAACAAGAAGCAAACAAGAAAAUCAAAGUAAAACAGGAAGAAAGUGAAGAUGAAGAAGAAAGUGACGAUGACUAUGAAAUGGAAGAAAGUGAUGGUGAAGAAGUUACGGAUGAUAGUGAGAAUGAGGAAGAAAGUGAUGAUGAAGAAGGAACAGAAGAAGAAACAGAAGAAGACGACAGUGAUUAAGCAAAGUAAUUUAUGGCUGAAGUAAAUAAGUCAAAGAGAAGUCAACUUUUAAAUUAACAAAAGGUACUGUUAAAAUUAUAUGUGAAAACAAAUCAAUUUUGUUGGUGACUAUGUCACCAAAACAAUUAAGUUUUAAUUUUU